GUCAUACAACCACCAAUAGAUUGCCGGCACUCUCGACGUACGCACAUAAGAAAAAAUACUUUUUUCUAAAUUUAGUGUCAGUGAUCCAAAGGCUAACAGUUCAUCUUUUAUUGUCAAGGAAUCCGAAUAAAAUUAGGAUGAAGGUCUUACUACUUUGCAUGGCCUUUGCGGCUAUGAGUUUAGCCAUGCCGGUCGCCGAGGAGAAGUCAGAUGUACCUCUCGCACCUCCAUCUAUACCUGAAAUUAAGCCUGAAGAGGCAAAGGUUCAGAGUGAAUUGAAAGCUAUUUCCGUAGAAGAAAAGAAGCCUGAAACAGAAACCGAGACUAAAACUGCAGAAAUACUUCCCGAAGCGGCAGCAAAGAGUGCAGUAGCCCCUGUAGAUAUUGCUCCGGACACGCAAUCUGCCACUAAGGCUGAGAUUACUCCUGAAGUGAAAAAGGAGGAAAUUCCGGAGGCCAAGGCAGCUGUCCCGGAAGCAUCUCUGCCGGAAGAGGUUAAACCAACCGAAACUAAGCCUGAAAUAAAGAGCGGCCUUAUUGAACCUAAACCAGUGCUAGAAGAAUCGAAACCCGAAGAGACUCAGGCUAAAGUUGAAGAAGUCGCUAAUGAGCAACCAUUGGCAAAAUCAGCUAUCCCAGAAGAUGUUAUCGAUCUAGUAAGUGUUGUUAAAAAUAAUGCAGCGGUUGCUGAUGACGUUGUAGACGCUGCGGCCAUCAACCCUGCUAUCGCUACUAAAAGUGCACUGCCAGAAGAAGAGAAGAUAGCCGAGUCUCCUGCUCCUGUAUCAGAGGUCAAAGCCAUCCAACCCGAGGAAAGCAAACCAUUAGAACCUAAAACUGAAGAGAAACCCGCUGAAAUUGCACCAGCGUCCGAUGCAUCCACCUCAGCUAAAUCUGUAGCAUCUGAUACACGAGUGGUUCGCGAUGCUGCUGAAGAAAAAGAGGAAUCUAAGGAAUCGAAGGUUGAAUCUAAAACUAUUGCUGAGGCGAUCAAAGAUGAAGUUAAGCCCGUUGAUAUCGCCAAAAUAGAAUCCAAAUCUACAAAACCAGAAGAAGUCCAGAUCGCAAAAGACAAGGAGUCAGAAUCAGUCCAAACAGAAGUUUCCAACGAAACCGCCGCUAAGUCUGGUGAAGCAAUAAUAGAAAAAGGUAAAGAGGCAGCUGCAGCAAUCAAACCCGCAGAGAUUAUUCCAGCCAAGCCAGCAGAGAAACCUCAGGACCAAAUAUUAAAUGACCAGCCUGCCAAAGAAGAAGCUAAGACGAGUUCUGAGGAAAGCCGGGAAACCGCUGAGAAGCCUGAGAAGGACUCCUCAGAGGAGAGCGGAGAAUCUUCUGAAUCUAAGCCUUAAGUUAGUUAAUGUUAGGUUGUUAGGCGGGAGGCGUGGGUCGACUUGCGCCCUCGACGCGCGCCACCCGCCCACUACAGCGCUGUGAGUGUGAUCAUCCUCGCGCGAAGAGCGGCUUGCGCCACGGCCGUCCGCGUGAAUAUCUGACUAUUCACUAGUUCUAGAGACUAAUUAAAAUAGUGUAAACAUCUACGUUGUAAUUAUUAUUGUCAAAGUAAAUUAUCGAAUUCACGGUACUAUAAGUAAUAAUAAAUAGUUUUUUAUAACA
Messenger RNA from Pararge aegeria (speckled wood butterfly), 1614 nucleotides. Its product is annotated as von Willebrand factor A domain-containing protein DDB_G0286969-like. The transcript is spliced from 2 exons. The record is from RefSeq and is a predicted model, not a curated record. Lineage: Eukaryota; Metazoa; Arthropoda; Insecta; Lepidoptera; Nymphalidae. The coding region runs from base 138 to 1349 and encodes 403 amino acids.